AGGAAGAUCCAUUAGCAAACAUGGCGGCGCGCACACGACUGCCCUUGCUUUUUACCAAAAACUUACCUCGUUUGACAAGCCAAAAGCUUGCCCACACCGAAGCGGUUCUGAAGGAGCCCGUGUACCCGCCUAUAGUCGCAUCCCUCACGGCCAAAAGUAAAUCUGCAGAACGGCGGCGAGAGGAGGAGAGGAUCCAGAGAAAAUGUGCAGCGAGCGUGGAGGACAAGAUAUCAAUGAUCACAUCGCUCCAACGGAUGAAAUAUGUAAUUUAUCCCCAAACCUUUGCCCGUGGUGCUGACAGAUGGUACCAGCACUAUACCAAGACAGCGUACAUCUCUGGUCUACCCGAUAAAUUCGCCGUAAUCCAGAAUGAUAAUGAAAAUACGCCUCCUGUCUCCACUUCAACAACCGGCAUAAACGAGGAUGCCCUUGCCGAAAUACGUGCCCUUAUUGCCCGUGUGAUUCUUCAGGAGCACUGGUGGACCGUAAAGAAACGCCGUCCAUUCCUCUACAGAAAUCAAGAGCUCGUUAUUGGUCCUUUGCUUAGAAAUCUAGUAUCCGGGCUCACCCACAACUUGGCCAAAUACAACCCUCUACUUCUCCAAUCCAGUUUAGACAUGAAUCCACAAGUGAACUUCUACUGGAGGAGAGGACAGCGUAUCAUCCCCAAAGGACACCGGAAAGGGAGAGUAGAACCUCGCAGGUUCCAGAUUGAUGACCACCCUCACAGUCAGAUCAGAGUAACACAACAACUGCCACAGUUUGCCCUAAUGGAGGACUCAUAUGCAGUGGAAGUACCAGAGAUAACCUGUGCCCCUGACAUGCUGCCUAUGUUCAAAAGGCAGUAUGAAAACCAUAUAUACACAGGUGCCAAGCUCCCAGACCCAGCCUGUUAUGGCCACACACAGUUCCACCUCGUGCCUGACCGUUACCAUAGAGACAGAAUGGCCCGCCAACAACAGUCAGACCAGAUCGAAGUGUUUCUCCGUGCUAAUGCUGUGGCUAGUCUUUUUGCAUGGACAGGAGCUCAGGCCAUGUAUCAAGGUUUUUGGAGCCAUCAGGAUGUGAUCCGCCCCUUUGUGUCCCAGGCCGUGAUCACAGAUGGGAAGUUCUUCUCGUUUUUCUGUUACCAACUCAACACAGUGGCUUUAUCCGUGCAGACUGAUGUGGACAACCCCCGAAAGAACGUGCUCUGGGGGACUGAGAGCCUGCCCCUGUACGACACCAUAGAGGAUGGAGAGGUGGUUGGCAUGAACGAUGAUGUUGUUAAGCUCUUGGUGCAAUUUCUGAUGAACCGACCGUAGGAGAUGACACUUUUAAAAGUGAAACUAAAUUCUAUAAACUGUAAGUGAGGGAAGAACAGCAGAACACUUAAACUUAGGCUGUGUACAUUGUAUAUAUGCAGACAAUAAAUUAAAAUCAAAAUUUC
Messenger RNA from Boleophthalmus pectinirostris (great blue-spotted mudskipper), 1429 nucleotides. It is a transcript of the gene mrps30, whose product is annotated as mitochondrial ribosomal protein S30. The coding region runs from base 21 to 1304 and encodes 427 amino acids. Gene Ontology annotation, cellular component: mitochondrial large ribosomal subunit; mitochondrion; ribosome. Gene Ontology annotation, biological process: translation. The record is from RefSeq and is a predicted model, not a curated record. Gene Ontology annotation, molecular function: structural constituent of ribosome. The transcript is spliced from 5 exons. Lineage: Eukaryota; Metazoa; Chordata; Actinopteri; Gobiiformes; Gobiidae.